Molecule: messenger RNA, 2494 nt
Organism: Pocillopora verrucosa
Lineage: Eukaryota; Metazoa; Cnidaria; Anthozoa; Scleractinia; Pocilloporidae
Product: neuronal acetylcholine receptor subunit alpha-10-like
Biological process (GO): signal transduction; regulation of membrane potential; monoatomic ion transmembrane transport
Cellular component (GO): synapse; postsynaptic membrane; neuron projection
Molecular function (GO): acetylcholine-gated monoatomic cation-selective channel activity; transmembrane signaling receptor activity
Source: RefSeq, a predicted model, not a curated record
UGUAAACACGGAAACCAUUUUACAGUUCUUUUAUAAAAUAACUAAUGAAAGAGGAACGAAAACCGUGUUUACAUACGCUCAUGUAAAAUGGUUUUGAUGGCCAAUCAGAGCGCGCGUACUAUUAGAAUUAUUUUAUAACGAGAAAUAUUUUAGCUAAUAGGUCAUAAAUGUACCCCCCGUGCCGACUUUGUGCUUAAACAAGUGAUACUGGUUAUGGUUUGGAUGUUUGAGAGCGAGUUGCUAUUAUUUUCGGAAGAUAGUGUGUGUACCAUACGUUAAACUUAACAACGCUAUUUUUACGUCUGUUUAGUGACGUCACAACUCCCUCUGCGAUACAUGAAACUGACCGCCUAAAAGCGCAACUAAUGUAUUACAGUUCCUUUGUUAUCUGAAAUAACAUUAGAGUUUCGAUGGCGAUUGCGAUGGCGAGAAGAAAAUUCCCUACUUUCGCUCUAUUUACGAUCGGACUUGUUUUAUCAAGUGAUGUCUCAUUUCGCGGAUUCUUUGUCGAAGGCGCUGUCAAUGUUAGCGAGAAGCGUUUGAUUCAACAAAUCGCGAAGAACAUAAAUCCGAACGUCAGACCCGUAUUAAACCCGUCUGAGGCAGUAAAUAUUACUUUGGACAUAACUUUUCACGGUGUGAUCGAAAUGGCCGAAAAAUAUCAAAUUCUCACUAGUAGUGUUUGGGUACGGCAGAGAUGGAUAAACCAACUGAUCAGGUGGAAUACCAGCGAAUACGGUGGACUCGAAGAAAUAUCUAUUGAUUCUUCCCUCUUGUGGAAGCCGGACAUUGUUCUUUAUAACAAUGUUUUUGAAGAAUUUGGCGGUAGAAUGGAUAACGCGAAAACUCGAAUUCGAGUAAACAGCACGGGUCAUUGUUACUGGGCAGCGCCUUUCAUCUUCAAAACUUCGUGUCAUUUUAACGUAAGAGAUUUUCCUUUCGAUGAGCAGCAGUGUAAACUCAAGUUUGGCUCUUGGAAUCUCCACAAGGGACUACUCGAUUUAGUUCCCAAGCGGAAUUUGGCACCAGUGGCAAAGGAAAAAGUCGAGAAUGGGGAGUGGAAUGUAAUAUCCAUCCAGAUCAAGCGGAGCGAAGAUGAAUAUGCGUGUUGCCCAGAUGAGAAAUACACUGACGUUACAUUUUAUAUCAACCUCAAGCGGCGCUCUUUGUUUUACACCUACAAUCUGAUCAUACCUAACUUUCUCAUAGCUCUACUUGCCUUCUUUUCGUUCUACAUCCCAGUGGAGUGUGGCGAGAGAAUAUCAUUCGUGAUCACCGUCUUACUGAGCAUGACCGUAUUUCUGCUGUUGGUUGCAGAGAGCAUUCCUCCCACUUCUGAGGCAGUGCCAGUCAUUGGAAUGUACUAUACUUGCUCGAUCAUUGAAGUCGCCUUAGCACUUGUUGCAACUGGCAUCAGUUUAAAGAUGUACUACAGUUAUUUGUACGGAAAAGGCUUAUCACCUCGGUUACGAAGAUUCCUUUUUUGUCGUUUGGCACCAUUACUGUGGGUUGACACGGAAAUUGUCAACGAGGCCAAACUUGCAAAAAACAAAUCGUGCUUCCUGUUUAAAUGUCUCAAAAGGCCUAAGUCAAGCGUUCCACGGGAUAGUGUCAUCUCGAUGUACAAUGUUAUAGAGAACAAAGCGAAUCAGCCUAACGGAGUAGCGACGACAGCGAAAAACGAAGCAAAUUUGCUUGCUGUUGAUGCUCAGACUUCAGCUGAAACCGAUAUCACCCUUUUAGAGACACAAAAAAAUUUAUCUGACCAAGAGAUAAGACAGAGAGUCAAAAAAACGUCUACGGGACCCGAACCGCAGCACGCAGUCUCUUCGACACUGAAGGGGUACAAGGACAUCGACUUCCAUGCGACAGAAAGUAGGAUUGCUGCGGCCAUAGUGGAUCGAGCUUUCAUGGUGUUGUUUAUUUUAGUGUUUUUCGCGUCGACACUCAUCAUUUUACUCUUGCCAUUCAUCAGGAAAGGAUGAUCUCAAGUCAAGGCUCAAAUAUGAACUAAAACGCUCUCGGGUCGCGAAGUUGUCUUCUUUUGUUUGUCUGAUGAAUGGAAAAAGUGGUCACGCACCAACAUCUGUCACGUGAGCAAGCAAGCUUCAAUGUUAUAACUAUGCAGCUUUUCGCGUGACAUAAAUUACGUUGAAGAUGUAAAGUAAGAAGGAAGAAUUGCCAUCAAGAAUGUCUUCUGGACGGAAAGUUUGAUGCAAACUUGCAUAAAAACAACCGUUGCCCUGCUUUUGGUUUAGCCAUAAGACGAGGAUUGUAACAGUUUUAUCCUCGAGUUGGUUGGUUACUGUUCGCGUGGUUCAAAGUAAUAAUUUUUCUAAAACAAUUUGGCAAAAUUCUUUUAAUGUGACUUUCAUUUGACGAGUUUGCAAAUAAAAUUUUAUUCUGUGGUCCAUACCUUUUUUUAUGGAACAUUUUUGAGAUUAUAUACACUUGCGACUAUUGAUUUGUAUCAAAGAGAUUUUACUUCAUCUUG